ACAUGUGUUCUCCCCCCAGGUGGCCACCAUGUCCACUCUGUUGGAGAUCAAGAGCAGUGUGCUGAGGCAGGUACAAGUCUGCCCGUCCUUCCGCCGCCGGACAGAACAGGAACCAGACAGCAAUGCUGACAUGCCGGAGGCGGGCACGGGUGCCUGGAAACCCGGGGACGGUGUGGAGUUCUUUGCCCAGAUGCGCCUUCUCCUGAAAAAGGGGGAGGGUCGGCAGGGCCUGCCAUGCCCCGAGGUCCUCCUGCGCAGUGGCUCUCCAGCCCCCGCAGAGCCUGUGGACUCCAACCGUGGCCUGAGACCCCUGACCCAGGAGGAGGUUGAGAUGCUGUACGAAGAAGCACUGUACACGGUCCUCUACCGAGCAGGUACCAUGGGCCCUGAGCAGGUGGACGACGAGGCGGCCCUCCUGGGCUACCUGCAGCAGGUGUUCGGCACCAGCCCUGAGGAGCAUGCUGAAGCCAUUGGGCGGGUGAAAAAGGCCAAGGACCCCACGUAUGCUCUCAAAGUCUCCGUCUUGCGUGCCAAGAACCUCCUGGCCAAGGACCCCAAUGGGUUCAGCGACCCCUACUGCAUGUUGGGGAUCCUGCCUGCCUCGGGCACCCCACGCCAGCCCAGCGGGCACAAGGAGCAACGCUUCAGCCUCCGCAAGAGCAGCCGGCGUGGAGUGCCCCUGCCUGCCAAGUGCAUCCAGGUCACGGAGGUCAAGAGCAGCACGCUGAACCCCGAGUGGAAGGAGCACUUCCUCUUUGAGAUCCAGGACGUGCGCACGGACCAGCUACACCUGGACAUCUGGGACCACGAUGAUGACGUGUCUCUGGCUGAAGCCUGCAGGAAGCUCAACGAGGUCAUUGGCCUGAAGGGCAUGAGCAGGUACUUGAAGCAGAUUGUUAAGUCGGCCCGCGCCAACGGGACGGCGGGAUCCGGCGAGGACCACACCGACGACUUCCUGGGCUGCCUCAACAUCCCCGUUAGGGACGUGCCCGUGGCCGGCGUCGACCGCUGGUUCAAGCUGGAACCGCGCCCCAGUGCCUCCCGUGUGCAGGGGGACUGCCAUCUGGUCCUCAAGCUGGUCACCACUCAGAGGGACACAGAGAUGAGCCGGCGCGGCCGCUUCGGCUUCCUGUCCUACCUGCUGCUGCUCAGCCGCGUGCUGCGCUACGAGCACCGCGCCGAGCAGCCCGACUCCAGCAGCUGGCGCGGCGAGCUCAGCGGGCCAGGGACCACCGUCCUCUGCCUCCACGGGGCGCAGAGCAACCUGUCGGCCCUGCAGCUGGCCGUGCUGCACUGGCAGGUCAGCAGCCGACACCACCAGACGCGCACGCUGGACUAUGGCUACCUGCUGGGGCUGCUGGAGGACAUGCAGGCGCACUGGGAGGAGGCGGCGUCGCUGCCUCAGGAGCAGGAGGAGAGCCUGGCCGACAGCUUCUCCGCCUUCUCCGAGUUCGCGCUGCGGCUGCUGCGUCAGCUCCGAGACUACUUCCCGGCCACCAACAGCACGGCCGUCUACCGCCUGGAGCUGCUGCUCAAGUGCCUGGACAAGCUGCAGCUGUUCCAGCCGUCCUUUGAGAUCUGCCCAUUCGAGACGGAGCUGAGCAUGGACAUUGCGGCGGCUCUGAAGAGGGGCAACCGCGACUGGUACGACAGACUGCUGAGUGCCCGGAGCCCCCGGGAGCAGCCGGGGCCGCAGCGCCUGGCCGGGCUGAUCCAGCUGGCCGACACCGUCUACGCGGACCUGCAGUCCUGCUAUGGCAUCUACGCCGGCCUUUUCCUCAGCAGCCUCAAGGUAGACUUCUUCACCCUCACCUUCCGGCAGCUGGAGCGUCUGAUGGCUGAGGAGGCCUGGGUGCUGACGGAGGAGCUGGGCCCCAAGAUGACCCUGGACGUGGCCUCGGGGCUCUUUGAGCUCUACCUGACCCUGGCGGACACUCAACGCCUUUGGAGCAGCAUCCCUGGCCGGGACAGCCGCUCCCUGGCCCUGGCUGGCAUCCACGUCCCAUUCCUGCCAGCCAUCAAGCUCUGGCUGCAGGUGCUGCGGGACCAGGCCAAGUGGCGCCUUCAGGCAGCUGUAGAAAUGGACACGCUGGAGCCUGUGGACGCUGCCUCCAAGCACAGCAGCUCGGCUGCCACCGCGAGCCUCUGCUUGGGCCACAUCCAGGAGCUCUGGGCCCGCCUGGCAUGGCCAGACCCCGGCCAGGCCCAGGCACUGGGCCUGCAGCUCAGCCAGGACGUGUGUGAGGCUACCCUGCUGUACACGGCGCUGCUGCGGAAGAAGGCGGAUGCCCAGCAGGGAGCUGGCGAGGCGUUGUGUGUGGUGCUCAACGACGUGGAGCUGGUGCGCAAGGCCGCUCGGCAGGCGCUGGGGGGCUUGGCGUGGCCUGAGGGCGCCGAGGGUGGGCUCCCCCGCUCCCUGCUCAGCUGCAUGUCGGCCCUGGAUGACGACCUGCAGCGGGACGCUCACACCGUGACGGCACACCUGACCUCCAAGAUGGUCGGUGACAUCAGGAAGUACAUGCAGCACAUCAGCCUGUCGCCUGACUCCAUUCAGAACGAGGAGGCUGUGGCUCCGCUCCUGAAGUACCUGGACGAGAAGCUGGCCCUGCUGAACGCCUCCCUGGUGAAGGAGAGUCUGGGCAGGGUGCUGGAGGCCCUCUGGGAGCUGCUGUUGCAGGCGAUCCUACAGGCUUUGGGAGCGAACCGUGACGUCUCUGCUGACUUCUAUGGCCGCUUCCACUUCACCUUGGAGGCUCUGGUUGGGUUUUUCCAUGCCGAGGGCCAGGGCCUGCCACUGGAGAGCCUGAGGGACGGGAGCUACAAGAGGCUGGAGGAGGAGCUGCGGCUGCAUAGGUGCUCCACUCGCGAGUGCAUCGAGCAGUUCUACCUGGACAAGCUCAAGCAGAGGUCCCUGGAGCAGAACCGGUUCGGCCGCCUGAGCGUCCGCUGCCACUACGAGGCAGCUGAGCAGCGGCUGGCAGUGGAAGUGCUGCACGCGGCUGACCUGCUGCCCCUGGAUGCCAACGGCCUCAGCGACCCCUUCGUCAUCGUGGAGCUGGGCCCGCCGCACCUGUUCCCAAUGGUCCGCAGCCAGAAGACGCAGGUGAAGGCGAGGACACUGCACCCCGUGUACGAGGAGCUCUUCCAUUUCUCUGUGCCCGCAGAGGCAUGCCGUCAGCGCGGGGCUUGCGUGCUGUUCACCGUAAUGGACCACGACUGGCUGUCCACCAAUGACUUCGCGGGGGAGGCUGCCCUGGCCCUGGGCUGCGUCAGUGGCAUUGCCAGGCCCCAGGUGGGCACCGCUGCCAAGGCCGUGCAGCCUGUCACCCUGCAGCUGCGCCGGCCCAGAGCCCAAGUGCGAUCUGCGCUCAGGAUGCUGGAGGGCCGCGCCAACAAGGAGGCCCAGGACUUUGUGAGGAGACUGAAGGAAAUGGAGAAGUGCAUGGAGGCAGAUCCCUGAGCCCCUCUGGCCGCCCCCUGCCGCCCCCGCCCCCGGCCGUCUGAGUGCUG
Messenger RNA from Ochotona princeps (American pika), 3510 nucleotides. It is a transcript of the gene BAIAP3, whose product is annotated as BAI1 associated protein 3. The record is from RefSeq and is a predicted model, not a curated record. Lineage: Eukaryota; Metazoa; Chordata; Mammalia; Lagomorpha; Ochotonidae. The coding region runs from base 29 to 3460 and encodes 1143 amino acids. The transcript is spliced from 33 exons.